AAAUAAGAGAAAAAAUGUUGCUCGGAAGUUGUUGCGGUUGUGAUUUAAGUUUGGUAAAAGCUGGGAUUGCUGUGGGUUUGUUGGAUAUUCUUUCAAUGGUUUCACAAAUUCUUCUUAGAUGGAAACAUUUUUCCGAUGAUUUUUCAAUUAUCAUGAUAUCCAUUGGAAUCUUCUCAAUUGCCAUGAUUUGUGCUAUAAUCCUAAUCCAUGGAAUUAUUCAAAUGAAUAAAUCACUGCUGCUUUAUUGGAUGGUUGUCGCAUUUGUUAGGAUUUUCCUUAUGUCACUCUUCUGUGGAAUGAUUCUCUACGUCAAACCCAAUGAGCAAUUUUUCUUUGGCAUGGAAGUAAUUGGAUGCUUGAUUUUAAUCUACAGCUUAUUACUAAUUUGGCAGCUUUAUUUUGAGAUGAAAGGAGGAGAUAGUGAGCAUACAAAUUUAUUGAAGGAUGAAGAAGCUAGUGUACAUUAGGU
Molecule: messenger RNA, 469 nt
Organism: Chironomus riparius
Lineage: Eukaryota; Metazoa; Arthropoda; Insecta; Diptera; Chironomidae
Source: the annotation of a GenBank genome assembly